Messenger RNA from Adelges cooleyi (spruce gall adelgid), 1383 nucleotides. RefSeq names its product ubiquinone biosynthesis protein COQ4 homolog, mitochondrial (gene Coq4). Gene Ontology annotation, cellular component: mitochondrion; mitochondrial inner membrane. The transcript has 6 exons. The record is from RefSeq and is a predicted model, not a curated record. Lineage: Eukaryota; Metazoa; Arthropoda; Insecta; Hemiptera; Adelgidae. Gene Ontology annotation, biological process: ubiquinone biosynthetic process. The coding region runs from base 327 to 1067 and encodes 246 amino acids.
AAUGAUAACAGAAUAAUUCUGUGGCAUAUACAUUUUACAUCGAUUUUAACAUACCAAUUAGUAUAAGGUCUAUGGGUUAUAACGAAUUAAUACCAUUUGUAUUUUGUAGAAAUACUGUAUGGGUGGCUGGAGACCUCAACUGCUUGCCGAAUUCAAUUGGCGAAAAAAUAAAAACUAAAAAUUUAUCUACUUUCAUUUAAAGUUUAGUUCAAUUUUUGUGUUGUAUAUUAAUAAUUUAUCGAUAAGCUGAUAUUUGUGAAUUUUUAUCUGAAUGUAAAUUAUUUAUAAUUUCAAAGAUAGAACAUUUAAAAUACCUUCAUUGCAAUAUGUGGAGAAAAAUAUUAACACCAACAUACAAAACACAUAGACAAUUCUCAGAUUUUGUACAACAGUAUAAUGCAAACCAUAUUCCUACUACACCAAUACAGAAAAUGAUGUUAACGGUUGGUUCUGCUGCAGUCUCAUUGCUGGAUCCCCGGAGAGCUGAUAUGAUUGCAACAUUAGGAGAAACUACAGGUACAAUAGCUUUACAACAGAUACGUGACAAAAUGUUAAACAAUCCAGAAGGAAACGAUAUAUUACAGAAUCAACCUCGCAUAAACACUACUACAGUUGAUUUAACUAAGCUUCAGCAUCUUCCAGAAAAUACAUUGGGUUUUGCAUAUUAUACAUUUCUAAAUCACAAUAAAGUUACUCCAGAUUCAAGAGGAAGCGUUCAGUUUAUCGACGAUGUUCAAUUAGCAUAUGUCAUGCAACGAUAUAGAGAAGUACAUGAUUUAAUUCAUACAAUAUUAGGAAUGCCGACCAACAUGCUAGGAGAAGUUACAGUCAAGUGGGUUGAAUCAUUCCAAACAAAAUUACCUAUGACAUUAGGCGGUUCACUAUUUGGUGCAAUACGACUGAAACCCAAGCAAAGAGAGCAAUACGUGAAAUAUUAUUUGCCAUGGGCCAUUCAAACUGGACUUAAUUCCAAUUUUAUGCUAAAUAUAUAUUUUGAAAAAAGAUGGGAACAACCAAUUGAUGAAUUACAAAAGGAAUUAAACAUUAAACCACUAGAAUUAAAUUAAAAAAGAUCAAUACAAAAUAUAAUGUGUCAUGUAUUAUAAUAAAUUAGUUAUUUUAACCACUAGAGUAAACUACUAUAAUAAAAUAUAAUACAUGUAUAAUGUUUAUUAAUAAUAACUGAUUUAUAUCAAAAUGUGAUUUUAAUUGUUUUAAAGUUUAGCAAGGAGUUAAUAUUUUUAUUACAGUCAAUAAAAUAAGUUGCAAUGUGUAAGCCAAUUAAUGUAUUGGUAACUAAUAGUUUGUAUAAAUGGUCAAUGGAGUACAUAUAAGUAGAAAUAGUUUAGAUAUUUGUUACAAUAUUGCAUUAUAAAUACGCAU